Molecule: messenger RNA, 912 nt
Organism: Synchytrium microbalum
Lineage: Eukaryota; Fungi; Chytridiomycota; Chytridiomycetes; Synchytriales; Synchytriaceae
Exons: 5
Coding region: 1-912 (303 amino acids)
Molecular function (GO): oxidoreductase activity
Source: RefSeq, a predicted model, not a curated record
AUGUCACAUCCUAGCUCUGAAACCGUCGAACUCGCAACCCUGCCUUCAUUAAAAGUCUUGCCCUUCAGAACAACGUUUGUUCGUCAAUCACCGAGACCUGCUAGUAUGCCACUUACGCAAUCUAUCACGCUUAAUGAUGGGAAUAACAUCCCAGUUAUAGCCAAAGGAAAAGAAUGUGCACAAGCUGUAACAUGGGCCCUCCAAGCUGGAUACCGUCAUAUCGAUACAGCACAGAUAUAUGGCAACGAGGAACAAGUCGCAGCAGGAAUCCUCGCAUCAGGCGUCCCGCGCUCCGAAAUCUACAUCACAACCAAAGUAUACUGGAACUCUAGCUCUGUAACACAGCAAGACACGAUUCAGAAAUGUGAAGAGAGUUUACGGAAAUUGAAGACUGAUUAUGUCGACUUGUAUUUGAUACAUGCUCCUCAACCUGGGACACGAAAAGAAACAUGGCUAGCCCUCGAAUCGCUCAAGAAAGCCGGCAAGGCCAAGUCCAUCGGCAUAUCAAAUUAUGGGGUCCAUCAUAUCAAGGAGAUGGACGAGUACGCUACGAUUGUACCUGCGGUAAACCAGUUCGAAGUACAUCCAUUCUUGGCGCAGGACGAUGUCGUGGCUGAAUGUAAAGCACGAGGAAUCGCUGUUGAAGCAUGGGGCAGUGUUACGCGGGGACGGGAUCUUGAGGAUCCGAGGUUGGUGGCUAUUGCGGGCAAGUAUGGGAAGACGUCUGCGCAGAUUCUGUUACGUUGGGCUGUUGAUCAAGGAUACAUUAUAAUCCCCAAAUCCGUACACAAGAAUCGAAUUAUUGAGAAUCAGGAUGUGUUUGAUUUCAAGCUUGAUGAGGGGGAUUUGAAGGAGAUGGCGACUUUCAAUGUGAAUUCUGCGACGGGGUGGGUACCGCAAGCGUGGGAAUAA